Messenger RNA from Cherax quadricarinatus, 3365 nucleotides. Lineage: Eukaryota; Metazoa; Arthropoda; Malacostraca; Decapoda; Parastacidae. The record is from RefSeq and is a predicted model, not a curated record.
ACAGGACGUACUACGGUCGUGUGGGAGCGACCUACUCUCUACAUAUCCCCCGGCCUCCUAGAGGCACCCUACCUCACUUCUGCCAACUCACCUUCAUCGCUUCAGGAGACGCUUACGGUGACUUGGUUCAGCUCAGUAUUGAAAAAUUCAAUCUGGGCAGGUUCGUCUCACACACCACAUCCGGCUGUCCUGACGGGUACAUGCAGAUAGAAGAGCUGAGCCGCCCCCUCAACUCCGGCUAUUGGUGUGGCACGUCCUGGGGCCACAAUGUCUUCUAUUCCGAGACAUCUGCUAUCACCGUCAUGCUCAGAGUUUUCAACCUGAGUGAUGAUGACGGAAAUCUCAAUCCAGGAGCAUUCUCUCCGCAGGAUACCGUCCUGCUCGGUGUCUCUUACAAGUUCUUGAGGAAGGAGAGAGCAAUACUACGUUACGGCGCGCCGUACAGUCCCAGUUAUCGAGGGGAGGAUGUAUCCAACUCUUUUUGUGACAAGACAUUCGAAAACUGUGACAAGAAAAAUUGCAAAGUUCAGUCACCAAACUUCCCAGGGAUGUAUCCAAGAAACUUAACUUGCCACUACCACAUCAGGCAGACUAGAGUGCCGGAUGGAAAAAUAGCGCUGAUCCGCGUACGUCAACGUAAUCCACAUCUUAUUUACAUUAAAGAUCGCAAUGCCCCACAUCUGGUAAGAGACAGAAAGCUUCAAGUGGGGCCCAACUGCUAUGUGCUUCAUGACUAUCUAGUAGCCUAUGACGGCAACAAUACGUAUUCACCUGUUUUGGCCACUAUAUGUAAGGGCGGAGCUCCUCUCACUGGAAUAACUUCCAGUGGUCCUGAGCUUCUCCUUCUCUUUCAUGCAUCACCCUUUGACUUUCCUUUCCAGGAUUCUCCUCGUCGUCGAACAUUCGGCUUCGAAUUAGACGUUGAGGUAGAGUUUGUCGAUCGAGAGUCAACAGCCUAUAUCCGCGAUGGAUCAACUUGCGAUUACAUGGUGAGCAGUCGUGGCCAGCGCAGUGGGUACAUACAGUCGCCAGUACACUCACUGUUACCAAACACUACCUGCACAUGGCGCCUCCUGGCCGGGAGUACUGAGGUGGUGUGGCUCUACUUCCUACACUAUCGCCAUGUCUUACACCCAGAGAUGCCGGUGCCAGCCAAGUGUAGCAACACACUAACUAUAACUGAUGGAGACGCUCAAACUGCGACUGCUGAGUCCAAUGUUAUUACAGUUGACACAACUAUCAACAGCACCAUGAAUGAUACAGAGGAAAACAUCACAGCUACGACAGUAAUAGGUCAAUUCUGUCGUCCAGAUCGGCUUCCAAGAGUAUGUAGUGGAGUCCACGCACCAGGGCCCCAUGCAGCACCUUGUUUGCUAGGAGAAAGCUACGUAUCCAAUUCGCCAUCACUGACUCUCUCCCUGCGAUACGCAGCAGGCACAGCUCCUGCACAUAUCGAGUUUCUUGCACGUUAUGAGUUUGUUGAUAAACGUCAGUGGGGAGUCGAAACCCCCGGAGGAGGUCCGUGCGACAGAACAUUCACAAUGCAACCAGAUCGUCUGUUUGCUUCUCCACGAGACGUCUUCCUGUUUGGACGUGGUGGUGCCCGGAAGCUUCGCUGUGUCUAUACAUUCCAGGCUGAACCCACCGAGCGAAUAGUUCUUCGGAUCCUAAGAUCUCGAAUGGGUUCCAGUUGUGGCACAUUAUACAAGCAUUCUUCCAGGCGAUACGAAUGUUCUCACAGUGGGGCUGAUGACAAGCCAGCUAUCUGGAUCAAAGAGGAACCUUGGGAAGGAGUGCUACUCAUGCGUGCUUGCAUCUGUAAUAUUUCCCAUGAGAAACCUUUCGUUCUUAUCUCAUAUACGAAUGAGAUACACAUUAUCUUCAGCAUCCCAGUCAUGACGCCGUCAAGCGAUUACAACGAUUAUUUUCUGGAAGGAGAGUUUUCCAUGAUUGAUGCUAGCAUGGGACUAACUAAGAAGAGUUGUGAGCAGGGCGCUCGACGUCUAGCAGGGCGUCACGGAAAUUUUACUGUUGGUAUUACUCAGGAAAACCACUGUCCGGCUCUCCCACGUCUUGUCACAGCUGCUGAUGGUUCUUUCCUUUUCCUGCGCGUGCGUGGCUUUAGUGCCUCAGAGACUAACUGUGAUGUUUCUGCAAGAAUAAAUAUUUAUGCAGUUGGUGGCUUAUCACCGAUUGCCUCUAUUUGUCCUGGUAAACAAAGUGAUUAUACACACGUUUUUAGUAGUGGCUGGCACGGUCCUAAUCAGACGAUGAAAGACGAACUGGCUGCCACUGACCUCUGGAAUACAUCAGGUAGUAUGAACAUUGGCCAGAGCAACUACUUAUAUCAUCAGCAACAACUAGAGUAUCAAAAGCGAGGGCGUCACCAUCAGCGAAAACAACAAGUGUCACGAGACCUCGUAGUGGAGUAUGUAGGGAACUCCAGCGAGAGGGCAACCAUCACAUGGGUAGGUGUAUGGAAACCGAUGCAGACGGCGCCUCUCUCUCCUGUAGGAGUAGAUCUCUGUCCUCACAGAUGUCCUGAGAUCCAAGCUUGCCUUCCAGCUGAUCUCUGGUGUGACGGGACUGUCAACUGUCCUUCAGGUCUUGACGAGGGAGCAGGAGCUUGUGGUCUAUUAGCCGCUCUUCCGUGGGUGUACCUCGCUGCAGCCAUGGUUCUCUUCAUAUCACUGGUGGCGCUUCUGGUGGCUGUGGUAAUGCAUCGUCGGCGCAUUCAAGCACAGAAGGAUGCCGAUUCAUCUAUGGUAGCCAACAACAGCCACGGCCUGAAAAGCACCACGCAGGACUUUCUCAUCCCGCCGGACAAGGACUCGUGGUGACAAGAGGCCCAUUCUGGCGACGUGGUGCGUGUUGACUACGAGACCACAGUGUAGAUUAACAGGUCUAGUGCCCUAGUGCUUGCCUCUAGUGUCACCAGCCGUCGUUAGGAUGGGGAGCUAUUAUGAAGCAAUUACUUGUAUAUACACAAUUUUCAGUACGGCAGCCGGUGGUCUGAUUCAAAGACAUCAGUUAUUGCUGAAAUAGGGAGCAAAAAAAAAAAAAAAAAAAAGAAAAGAAAAAUAAAUAUCUGUAUAUAAACCAUUUUUAAUACUGUACAUAUGUACACAACCGUUGAAGUUUUCUACACAUGUAAACUAAUUGUUAUAUAUCAGAGAAUGGUACCUCGUGUAGUAGUAACUAUGUGUGAGUGACAUCCUAGUUCAACAAAACAAUGAUUUUACCAAGUUCCAUUAUUAGAUCAUUUAGAAAAGAUUUAUAUUUUUCUGGAGAUAAUCUGUUCAUACAUAUUGUAUAGUUCUUGUGUGUAGGACUUAUGCUGAAGUAAACUAUUAAAUUUUACUUGA